AAACAUAGCAUGGUUUCCUGGCUAUUGUUUUAGGCUGUAUUCUUAAACGGUCUCCCUUCGUCUUCUCUGCUGGGUUUUCCGUCGUUAAAAUGAACCGACGCGGGGAAUAUGCGCCGAAUCGAUACGCGAUCAAAGCAGAGCCGCAGUACGCGUCGCGGAUCUGGGAUUAAGGGUUAAGCCGCGAGUGUUUUCCGUCAGCAUGUGACGCAGACACGCCAGACAAGGCCUCGGUUACGACCACUGCAGUGGAGGGGAAGGGGAAGGUGAGUUGGGCAACAGCGACCUCCGUGGGCAAUGGGACCGGAUGCUUCCGCUGCGCAAUAGUGGCCCAGACAAAAGGAGGGGAAGGGCUUUAUGGCGAAAUUUAGAUCCGCCAGACAGGCUGUUAUCUGCAGAGGCAAAAGAAGUGAAUAGCCCCUGCGGUAAAGUGGGUGAAAAAAACACCCUGAUUUAGGUUUACAGCCUGAGAGCCAUUGGCAAAGUGCCGUCUUUUCCUGCUCUGAAGGUGUUUGUCUAUUCGAACUUUUAGUGCACACUUUACCCCCUCGGCUUGUUUGAUCUCCACUGGCCAAAUACAGUGCAACUACCAUCGGGGUGAUAGCUUGAAACUAGAAAAACGCAUUAGGAACCUCUUCCCGUUUCCUUUGCUUCUCGAUAGUAAGAACGCAGUGCCGAGUCCUGUGCAUUGAAUUGCCUGUGGCCUUGUGGGGUGUUGGCCAAGCCCUUCGUUUAUAUGCUGGUAAUAAAUAAAAGCCGCAGUGUGAUGUGUGAGAACUCAAGGUUUCUGUUUCGUAGACAUGGUCUGCGAUGGGGGAUUUAGUGCCUUGGUUUAUAAACUAAUACGCAUAGUAAAACAAUCUGCAUCGAUGGUAUCCAUUCAUUUUUGUCAGUGUUUGGUUGAUUGUGAUGCACUAUUUUCAGGUAGCUUCCUGUGCAGUUUGAUAUAUGGCUUUUUUUAGAAAUGCAAAGUUAAUAUGCAUGCAUGUUUUUAAUUGUGUUAUGUCGAUUUUUCAACCGGGUGGUGUCCUCACUAAUAAUUUAUUUCACUUAAAAUGCGUGCGUGCGUUUUUCACUCAACAUCCGUACUGUUUUGUAAAUGUGCUGUUGUCCUUCAUGGUUUUGCCACUGCUCGAGCUAUUUCAGUUUAAAAGGGGUAAACCACAAGUACGAUUUUUACCUCUUUUUGAUUGUGACGUUACACCGAGGCACCGGCUGCAAGCCGGCAUUGCAGUUAAUUUGUUGAGGGCGGUGAUGAUGGCAUGGUACAGGCCUGCACAAGUGAUAACGGCUGUGUGAAUAAUAAACGCUUUAAACUGCGGGUGAAACAACAUGUAACACAUAUUCAUUAAAUAUAAGGUAUCACUAGUGUCACAGUUUUGUUUAGUUAUUUUGAAUCGUAGUAUUUUUUGUUAUUCUUUGCCAUUUUGUGACAAUUCAGACUCCCAACCAUUGUUUCAGAAUUAAUAAUAAUGCAGUCAUAUGUUAUAUCAGGAAAUGUUAUUUUAUUUAAUACGUCAGGUAAUGUAUUUGCACCGUAAUUAUAGCCAAUGCAAUAUUUCUGAUUUACAACUUCAACGCACAAGACGAAUUGCAUGAUUUUCCUUCCAUUUGAUCGAGAAUUUAAAAAUAAAAUAUUCUAGAUUAGAAAAAAAGAAUUAUGCUCAUUGAUUUUCUUUUCCAACUAUGAAAUAUGUUCAUAGCCCUGCUUUAUCUUCGUUAAAACUGCACGCUAGUAUGCUGUAAUGUGUAUUAUUACGCGUUAGAGCGGAUACGCGAACAAAGCAAUCACCUAAAAGCCAAAUCCGAGAAAUACGCAUAUUGAAAAAUCAGACCAUAAGUGCAUACGUGCAACAUACCUUCAUGUUUUCAACAGAUUAGCCUCGCAAACAUAUUCACUUUGCUAGAUAUAUUAAAAAGAACAUUUUGGGCUCCUGAUGUUAAAUAUCAGCCCGAUGCCUUUCACUGUGUUAGUCAGCAAAAUAGUGUGCCGCUAAAAAUAGAAAAUACACGGAAAAUGGAAGUACUUAAUAGCAAAUAAAGAAAAAUGUAAUUCGUUUGGUGGUCAUUUGAUAUCUAGGAUUUUUUUUUCCAAAUCCGAGCUGAACAUUUAUGUAAUGUGGUGGUUACAAUGCGUUUUGGUGAUCAGCAAUGGUACGGUGCUUACGUGCCCUAUAAAGAAUCUCGUAACAUAGGGGCCUCCAAAAGACCACUGCAUCGUUUAUGAUAUCCAAAGGUAAUUCCACCAUCAGCAGUUGCCCACACUGAAAAACACAUUUCUCAUUCGGUUAUUUACAUUUUCAGUCUCGCAGAUAACGUUUCAAAAUAACAUUCUAAUAAUUCUUAGCUUUAAAACUAAAGGUUGUUACAAGAAAACCGGUGAGUAUAAUGACCAAAGGGAUUGAUUUAUCCUUUAUUGUUCAGCCUUUAUGAUCACGUGUGUCUGCUAUCCAAUGGCACGGCAGCCUGUCUCCCCAUUACUAGCCCACUGUAGUUCUCUGUGGGGCCAAGUUGCUACUUGAUUUCUCCACAUUGUUAUUUUGUGAGGCUGGGUUUACUGCGUGUGUAUGUGUGUGUGGUGUGUGUGCGCGCGCGUUUUACUUUUGCAUGAAUCUGUUGUAUGUCUGUGUACAUGUGAGCGUCUAAAUUGUCUGCCAUGUCGACAUCCGGAACAUUGACCAGCUACUACGUCGAUUCGCUUAUUUUGCCCGAGAGCGAGGAGCUCUCCGUGCCGCGGUACACCUCCGGUCCCGGGCUGCAGCACCCCAGGCAGCCCGCCUCCAUUAGCGACCACGGCGAGCUCGGAACCUGCACCUUUCCGUCCAAGCCUCCGGUUUUCGGGCCGUCGUGGAGUCACGUCCCCGCUCAGUUCCCAGGCGGCGUUUCUUCUGUGUACCACCAUUAUGGGCAUCCCCAAGGCCCGGUCGGCGCAGACACGGACGGCCGCUACCAGUCGUGGCUGCUGGAGCCCAUGUCCGGUUCCCUGCCCAUGGCCGGUUUACCGACGACCCACCACUACGGAAUCAAACCGGAGGGUCCGGGGACGCGAGCUGACGGCGCGCUGCCCGGCUCCCACACGGCGCUGCUGCUUUCCGAUUACGCCAACGGGACCGUAGCCACGGCGUCCCCGGUGGAAAAGGACGCGCUGUCCAGUCACGGAGGGGAUACGAGCGGAGAAAGCGAAGAGAAACCGGCGCUCGAUCCAAAUAACCCGGUGGCCAACUGGCUCCACGCGAGUGCCACGAGAAAAAAGCGCUGUCCGUACACCAAGCACCAGAUCCUGGAGCUGGAGAAAGAGUUCCUCUUUAACACCUACCUGACGAGGGACCGUAGGUACGAGGUGGCGAGGCUGUUAAACCUCACCGAGAGACAGGUUAAAAUCUGGUUCCAGAACCGCAGGAUGAAGAUGAAGAAGUUUAAUAAAGACGGCGCACCGAAAGAGAGCGACUGAACCGCAGAUUGACAGUACUUAUAGCGAGCUGUGAGUGUGGAAGCUCUUAACCCUGCUGGACCUUGUUUUUAAACUCAUUGUCUUAUUGUUCUGUAUAACAGAAGCUGUUAGGCUUGUUUGUCCUGUUAAAAAAAAAGAAGAAGAAGAAGAAAAAAAGCAUGGGCUUCAGUUUGCACAAUUUGAACGGUGCACACUCAUUUUGUGUUUGUUAUUUUCUCAUGACUAUUUUAUUAAUACCUCGUUAAAAUGUAUUAGUUGGCCUGGUCCCUGUGCUUGUUUGUGUAAGGAUGUUUCUAGCUGUGUGUGCUCUUGUUUGUAGUUAUACUUGUUGUCUAUUUCAGAGUCCCCUCGGCGUAUAGUUCGUAAAAUGUAUUCAUUUUGCUGUUGUUUCUCCCUUACUGCUUAGAACUAUGACUGAUGACCAUGAGUUUGAAUCUAACGUUGGACCCGUAUAGAGAACUGACUGAUGGCAUGUUGAAGUAGGUUCAUAGACCUCAUAAACCUCUUGGAAAUGCUACAACACUAAAUUAAAAUAUGUAAUAGAAGCUAUAUAACACGACACGAUUGACUACCUAUGUCUUUCAACUACCUACCAUAAUAAUGACGUUUUUUUUUCUUCGAUUGCGGAUUGGAGUAGAUUUGCUUGCAUUAGAUGCUGAACUAUGAAUUUCAGGGAGUAACAUUUUCAAAGUAAUAUUAGUUGUUGAGAGGGAAAUAAAAUAAAACACUGUAGGCUACAUAUUAAAUACCUCACGGUCUGUCGGCCGUCUGACUUUUGGUUGAUUAAUGUAAUUUGUACUUUAUUUAUUAAAUAAAACAAAUUAUAGGCCUGUCUGUGAAUGCAUGCACAUUCUUAUUACAUUUUGGCCUCUCGUCGAGAUGAUAUUUUUAUGCUACACUAUAAUCUCAAUUUGCAAAUUUACGCUACACAACAAAAAAGAAUUGAAGCUGCUUCGUGCACUGCAAAAUUAUAUGAAGGUUACUGCUGUCAAGUAGAUGUCAACAUAGCCCACCCCCUACCCCCACACGCGGAAACGCACAUUCAAAAAAACAGACUAAACUAUUACGAACACAAAAUUAGUGGAAAUUAUCCACAUUUAGCAGAUUUUUGUAAUUAACAUCAAGCAUUUUGAUUAGAAGAAAACACCCAAAUAUACACCUAGACGAAUAUCUGUAUAUGUGUGUGUGUGUGUGUGUGUGUGUGUGUGUGUGUACGUGUGUAUGUUUCGGUUUGGGGAAAGAGCUAUGUCUUGGCAGAGGAUGUUGUUAGCAUGCAGCCAUAAAAGACAAUUACCGCUAUAACCUUUUAUGGGGUGCGAAGCGCUGCGAGGCGAGAGGACACACAACAACUAAAAAAAAAAAAAAAAGGAC
This is a messenger RNA of Pungitius pungitius (ninespine stickleback), 4819 nucleotides long. It is a transcript of the gene hoxa9a, whose product is annotated as homeobox A9a. Gene Ontology annotation, molecular function: RNA polymerase II cis-regulatory region sequence-specific DNA binding; DNA-binding transcription factor activity, RNA polymerase II-specific. Gene Ontology annotation, cellular component: nucleus. NCBI's taxonomy places the organism in Eukaryota, Metazoa, Chordata, Actinopteri, Perciformes, Gasterosteidae. Gene Ontology annotation, biological process: embryonic skeletal system morphogenesis; regulation of transcription by RNA polymerase II; DNA-templated transcription. Bases 2654 to 3448 code for a protein of 264 amino acids. The transcript has 2 exons. The record is from RefSeq and is a predicted model, not a curated record.